UAAGAACUAAAUGAGUAUAGUUAAUGAAUAUAUAUUACAUCGAGAAGGAGCAGAGUUAGAAUUCAAUGGAGGAUUAUUUGGGCCAGAAGAAGAGUCAUCGCGACGACGUUUCGGCCGCAUUGCCAAGCGUUGCACACACCAGAGGAAAACCAACAGAGAAAUUGAGCCUCAAUCCCCCAAGACCAGUUGGACUGAAUUGAUGGCGGGUUUUAUGCUGAAUGGAAUUCGCCAACGACUGAAGCAGCUGACUCGAAGUGAUUAGUUAGCAAUUCCAUAAAUUGAUCAUUGCAAAUGAACUAAAUAGAGAGCACAUCGCACAUACAGGCUCUACAAAGCCAAAAUAGAAAAUUAUAUAAGGAAGGGACCUUACACAGAAGAAUGCAGGUUACGAAGGGGGCGAAGUUGAUUGUUCAGUCUACUGCAAUGCGCGACGGGAUGCGAGAGCGACAAAGACAUGAAGGGCUUUUCUUCUGGGGAGGGUUUGGUAGAGAGACGCCGAGAGAGACGAAAAGCGUCGAGAGACAGCCGGAAAGCGCGAGAGCAGAGGGGAAUUUUCCGAGGGAAUUGCAACACAGAGCAUGACAAUAAAGACAACAACGCUCAGCCAGAUAGAGUAGCGAAAAAGAUUUCGAUUUAUUGAUUCAGCGCAGCAAAAAUGACGUCGUGAAAUAUUGAUUAAGUACCGGAUUGAGGUUGGGAUGAAUCAGCGAAAGAGAGAUGGAGGUUGAGAAGAGAUGGCCAAAGCUAGAUGUUCGCCGUACGGUAGUAGGAGUUUGGAAGACAAAACCCAAAAAAUUCCGAACUGACAAUAAUAACCCUCCGCACUGUGCGGCUAUUCUAGUAGAGACUGAUGUGGCAAACGCUGUUUUUUGACAUUGGCUUAUAGUAUUUUGUAGAUGUGAUUAGCAGUUUUGCUAGGCUUUCAUCUUAAGAGCAACAACUACUGGAGUGAAAAGAGGUAACGUACCAAGUCGUGAUACGAUGUAUUCGACUAAUAAGUGUACAUGUCUAGGUGACUAGGUCGUAAGCAUAAAUCACAUCAGUUUUAGAGAUAAAUAGAUCUUUUGUUUCACAAUAUAUAAUUAACUUACGAAAGUUCAUUGAUGAUAUGUUUUUAGCCUUAGCAAUGAGGAAACUUGUAUAGCCAUCACCUUAUCUGCCUCAAACAAGCUAAACAUACCCACUAGUAAUCGAUCAAUCUAGUAAACACUAGAGAACCUCAAUUAACACAAAGAUGUGAAAAAGACGUAUAAUAUUUUGUUACAUGCUCACGAGGCAAAACCCCCAAUUGACGACCCGAAACUUUGACACCGUCUAUGCGUCCCCGCAAUAGUCGAUUAUGCGCACAAACCUUUGCAUCGUCAGUCCUGUCUUUCUUCAUCCUCUUCGACUCAAGGAUUAUGUUCUCGCAGUCGCUUUCAUCUACAAAAUCGGAAAGGUAGAAGGUAAAUGAUUUGAUCAACACUGUGAUAGUUAUCAGAAACCAAUCAAUGUCAGGCGACCAUGCGAGAUUAAAACAUGACUAAGAUACGAAUCACGAAAAUAAUAAAAUUUAGAUGUAAAAUGAGGGUCGUAAUUGCUAAAAGGGCUUUUCAUCUCCCCCUCAAAUAUUGUUGUAGACUUGUAGCAUACAUAGUAUAAUAGUAUAUGGUGCCAAAUGCCAAUUUUGCCGUCAAAUGACAAAAUGUUACUUUUAACGCCAUGCAUGAGGUUGGGAGGGAGCAAAGUCUAUUAAUUUAAGCAACUAAGUGCACCAAUAUAUAUUCAUAUUGUUAUUGUCGAAAUUCCACCUAUUGAGAUAAGAAAUUGCUCUUUAUUCAUUAGUGGCAAUCAUUUUCUCAUGGUUGUAUUUUUGUCGAUACUCGAUGAUUGAUCAUUGAUAGCUCUUAUGAUUGGCAAAAGGGCCAAAUGGUUUUGAUUUGUACAAGAACGAACUAGCCGCUUGGGAAGAACGAUGAUGAUAAUAAUAAUAACUACUUUUUUAUGGGAGGAAGAAUGAUGAUAAUCAUAAGCAAUAAUUAUAAUUAUAGUAAACCACAUUAAUUAAACAAAACAAACGCGUCCUAUGGAAAAUUCCUAUCUUGUUGAUUUUGAUGUCUCCCAACGAAGCAAAAAUGAAUGCGCGCACAAACAUACAUUUCCCAUGUUUGUUUGGUGGAUUGGACGUAUCAUUGUAGGCAUAGGGACUAAGCAUUUUGGAUCUAUUGUCUAUCUUUAUCUUUAAUAGGAGAAAGAUUGUUAAAGAAAACUGAAUUCAAUUCAUUCGAACUAUGAGAGUAAUUAUAAGUCGUUAAGUAGAGGUUACGAAAAAUGCAUUCGAUUGAGUUCGUUUGGAGUUUGGACAUGUGAGACAUUGUCAAGUUCAUCAUUUGACUAUAAGAAAUAAAGUGACAUCGAAUUUUCAGACAUCGCAAAUUUGAAAAACUCAACUUAACGGAUAGAAUCUGCCAAAUCCAACAUUCAAAAUGACCUUACCAUUUUCCUAGCUCUUACUGUUCAUAUGUUAUGAUAUGAAUAUAUCAUACCAAUUCGU
This is a messenger RNA of Linum trigynum, 2533 nucleotides long. NCBI's taxonomy places the organism in Eukaryota, Viridiplantae, Streptophyta, Magnoliopsida, Malpighiales, Linaceae. The record is from the annotation of a GenBank genome assembly.